CAGCUUCCAACUAUUCAUCAGUAUACUCUCCUUUCCCUCCCUCCAAUGGAAGACAAUAUCCACACAACCUCAAAUUUUUAAGUUCGCUUUUAAAGUAAUGUUAUGUGCCAUUCUUUUUUUCAUGACUGAAAAAAUUAUCACACAAUAGUAGAUUCGUUGUCAACAAUGAAUUGUUUUAAUCCCCAUACCACGCGUCUGUAAAGUUUUUUUUUUUUUUUUUGGAGUUUUCCUUGGCAUGACAUGCUAUUUACAUCUGCGACCCUCUUUGAACACCCGUUGAACCUAUCGGUUCUUUUUGUUUUCUGGCCUGUUCAACAACCGCGUACCUUCUGUGAACUCUAAAUUUCUUCAUGUCUUGGUCACAAUAUCUGGUGGAUCAGGGUGCACUAGAGGAUGGACAAGCGGUUGCAAAGAGAGCAUACAUCGUAGAACACUUACAGGCGCUUCUCGAUAAGUUCACGGUAAGGCUGGCAACCCAGUUCCGUAUCCCGCAUGAACCAUGUCGUAUACUACCCUUUGGUUCGUACGCUAUUGGUUCGCACCUUCGAGCCUCCGACAUGGACCUCGUCUGUAUUGCGCCUCAUCAAGUGGAGCAUUUUACCUUCUUCCAACAGUUCCCUCACAUACUCAAAAGCGAAUCCAUCCAGGUUCUCGAGGUCGUACAUCGCGCUCCCGUACCUAUCAUCAAAUUCGUAAUGGACAAUAUACCGUGUGACAUGUCGUUUGCUCGCCUCCGCGCCACGACCUUGGACCCUCUACCCAAUCUCCUCGACGAUGCAUUGCUUGAAGGGAUAGACGAUGUGGAUAUGCGUAGUUUAGAUGGCCCUCGCGUCAAUCUGUAUAUUGCGAAAUUAGUUCGCCGACAACAUCGGGAUGCAUUGAGUUCGGCUCUUCGUUGUAUCAAAUAUUGGGCCAUCAAUCGCGGCAUUUACGGAAAACCAAUAGGGUACCUCAACAGUGGUACAUGGACACUUCUCCUCUGCAAAACCUAUUUGACAAGCAAUCGUAGUGAGCACACUUCGUCUCAGCUUUUACUUGACUUUUUCAAUCAAUGGUCUCAUUGGGAGUGGCCCAAGCCAGUGUUACUGAACGAAUUGCAUGAUCACGAUGGCCAGAGUAUUGAGUUUGAACAGCUUCCUGAAUUUCAAAAUGAUGUUAUGCCCAUUAUCACUCCAUGCUAUCCAUAUAAGAGUGGUAAUCCAUAUGCAACUCAGUUUAGUAAGAAGGUGCUUCAACGGGAAUUACAGCGAGCCUAUGCUAUCAUCACCGCUGAUGAAUCACCACAAUUCGUAUCCAAACUAUACAAACCAUUUCCAUUUGACCGUCAAUACAAGCAUUAUCUCAACAUCAUCAUGUUCUGUGAAUCGACCAAGCAGCAAGAAAAGUGGAAAGGCAAACUUGCGGCGUGUAUACCCAAGAUGCUGCAGCUAUUGGACACAAAUGAGAUGAUCACCUUUGCUCAUGCAUGGACGGAAUGUAGCACAAGUGUAUAUGCGUAUCGCACUCAGGAGGAGUUCUUGAAUUUGACCAGAGGCGUGUUUGUGGAUGAUCCGAUCGAUUACUACCGCACAAAUGAUCUGAAUCCUGGCACCCUUUUUCGCCUUGACUAUUAUAUUGGCUUGGAGCUCUCGCCAUCGGCUAUCGACCCCAUCCAUGGGUCUGUAUUAGACCUAGUAAGUCAGACAGAGCAAUUCAUUCAAGAAGUUCAAUCCAAGAUGGUGAAAAGUGAUCAAAAUAUCAAAAUUCUGGUUAAAGCUGUUAAAAGACGAGGCGUAAUGCUUUCCAGUGACCGAUGAAAGGAAUCACAGUAAUGAGGAGCAAAUAUGACAUGCUUGUACAUAGCAAAUUAUAAUAAGAAUCCAUGUCAUGGUUGUUCCUAUCGUACUGUCGCUGGUGCAGGGUGACCAUACAUAUGUCACUUUUCUAUUGCCAAUAGGUUACAUUGC
Molecule: messenger RNA, 1946 nt
Organism: Umbelopsis ramanniana AG
Lineage: Eukaryota; Fungi; Mucoromycota; Umbelopsidomycetes; Umbelopsidales; Umbelopsidaceae
Exons: 8
Coding region: 351-1796 (481 amino acids)
Cellular component (GO): nucleus
Molecular function (GO): RNA binding; poly(A) RNA polymerase activity
Source: RefSeq, a predicted model, not a curated record